This is a messenger RNA of Durusdinium trenchii, 2062 nucleotides long. The record is from the annotation of a GenBank genome assembly. NCBI's taxonomy places the organism in Eukaryota, Dinophyceae, Suessiales, Symbiodiniaceae.
AGAGCCACUUUCCAUGGCCCAAGCAGGGGAGGGGUGGCGAAGAUGGAGGAGGAGCGCCUGACCAAGUCAGGCCCUGAACUCUUUCGAGAGCUCAAGCGGGUCUACUCUGUGGCCGAGGUUGAAGACUACUUCAAGAAUGGAGUCUGGCGAGACGAUCUGAUGCGCACCGACAUGCAGCUGAUCGAGUUGCACCGUCGAGAGGCUGGUGCCCCCCGAGCCGCCUGACUUAUCCAAGGUGGAGGUGCCACAUCUUCCACAGGGAGCUGUUGCCAGCCCUCUAGCCGCAUCCAUGGCAGCUGCUGGUGGCCUAGGCGCCACUGUCGCAGAUCUUAGGCUCAUCGCACUGUUUGUAGCCAAGUGGAAACUGGACGUGAGCCUCACCAAGAAAGCACUGACUAAGCUGCUGCCAGCGAGGCGGCGCUACGUCAUCUCUAACUUUAAAUCCAAGGGUGGAUCAGAUGUGAAUGCGGAGCUAGAGCAGUACAUUGAAGAGUGUAACUCAACCAAUGCAUGGCCGGCAACCACGGCCACAGCGGCCACAACAGCCACAGCGGCCACAGCCAUCCCGAAGCUGUCAACGCCGUUUGCCAAUGGGGCAGCUCCAAGCGAUGGUCCAAGGAUGCGACCGCCCUUGACGAUCAGCCCACGGCCGCUGUCGAUGAGGGCACCCACAGCAUCCACCGGUGUGAUCGCGAGUGGCCUCUCCCAAAGGCUGGCAGCCCUCCGCGCCCCGGCGCCGGUGUCCUCGCCUGUGAGGCCUGGAGCCCUUCCUGUGAGGCCCGGAGCGGUCAGACCGGUGAGACCAGUGGGUGGAAGCAGCACAAGCUUGUCUGCCCCAGCUAGGGUUGCAUCCAGCUCAGGUGAUGCAGCUGGUUUGCAGUUGAUCAACCUCUUUGUGGCAAAGUGGAAACUGAAUGCCAGCCGCACCAGAUCCAUCAUGAUGACCUUUUUGCCCACCAGGCGGCGUCACGUCAUCGCCAACUUCAAACCAGAAGUGGGUCGUGGUGAUGUGAACGAACAGCUGGAUAGGUUUAUCAAAGAAUGCCAAGCCAGCGGCUGGAGUGGCUGGGCUGAGCCCGCUAGAAAUGGUGGCGCCAGAUUCUCAUUCGGGGGCCUUGCAAGGAGCACUUCCGAGCUUUGCGCGAAGGAAAUAGUUUGACAAACUUUCGAGGAUCCCUCAAGAGCUUGCUCGUCCGGUCAGGGGAUUGUUUUGUGCACUUCGAGACCCAAACCCAUCGUUCGAAGGCACGUUUGGAAUCGUGCUGUCGUACGUCCUUCUGGCCUGGAGUGGUGCAAGCAACUAACUGGUUAACAUGCUGGGACAUAUUGAAGGAGGGCCACUAGAAGAGCCAAAUACAUUCCAUUCUGGAUUCUUUUGAGACUAUUUAAGUUCUGGUGUCUACUGGAGUCGAGCAGUCGACUUGUUCCGUGGCCUGCGAUGGGCGACAGCAUCGUCCGACUCUUGGAUGGCAUCCACUGUUCCAGCCCACUUCCCCACUGUGAUUAAGGUGGAUGAUGGAUUAAUGUGGGUGAAAGUCUUUUUUCUUUUGCUGUUUUUACUUGUUCUUUGUUGGAAGUGGUAUGUAAAUGGAUGGUGAGCUUUGCGCCCGCUUGCAAUCUAAUUAUCCAGAUCAGAGCCAGGUUUGAGCCAUCCAGGUAUCCAAGGGUCUCAUGUUCAGCCAUGCUUGGGUGUCUGGGUAGCCACUCCUGUCUUUAGGUGAAGCGCCCCAUCAGCACUGCCAGCAGUUCCUUUGAUCCAAACAAGAGGCUACGCCCUACCAUCUCCACCACCAUCACCGCCCGGCCACUGAGCCCGUUGAUGCCAAGGAGUGCCGUGAGACCUGCUUCGGCACCAACAAUGAGGCCUGGUCUCCGUGCGCCCCUCACGGUGCUGGCGCGGCCGGUGCGAUCCACCUCAGCCGUCCGGGGGCCGGCGACGGUCGCACGGCCGAUGCCGCUCAGCACGGUGCGGCCGAUCAAUGCACGUCCUGGGCUCAGGCCUCCUGGGCCAUUGGGCGUCAGGCCACGGAUGGUGAGCACACCUGUAUUCCAAAUGACCAGG